AAACUUGGAAAAUUCUCCCGUUUUUUUUUUUCUUUUCUUAUUUUUCUUUCUUUUUUGGGAGUCGCUUCAUGUCUGUUGGCCAAGAGAACACGUGUCGAGGGAAGCAUCGUCCUUCAAGAGCCAAAGAGAAGCUCUGAGGCACUUUACCGCGGGUUUGUGCAGCUUUUCGCUGUUUUAUUUCGCUUCAAACGUUGAGUUUGGCGUGUUUGGUGGAACGCUCGCGUCUGACGUCACGCGUGUGGCCCCGCCCCCAUCACCCCUCGCUCCAUAAUUACAUGCUCUGAGCUUCGAUCUGCAUCUCAACCGGUUCCUGACCGGUAACCAUGGCGACCCGAGGCCACGCCUCCAGCUCGUUAAUGAGCAACCACACCAAAGAGCGAGUGACCAUGGCCAAGGUCACGCUGGAGAACUUCUACAGCAACCUCAUAACGCAACACGAGGAGAGGGAAAUGAGGCAGCAAAAACUGGAGAAGGUGAUGGAUGAGGAAGGACUGCCUGAUGAAGAGAAGCGCAUGCGUCGCUCCCAACACGCUCGUAAGGAGACCGAGUUCCUGCGUCUGAAGAGAACCAGACUGGGUCUGGACGACUUCGAGUCGCUGAAGGUGAUUGGACGAGGAGCAUUUGGGGAGGUGCGUCUGGUCCAGAAGAAAGACACGGGACAUGUUUACGCCAUGAAGAUCCUUCGCAAAGCCGACAUGCUGCAGAAAGAGCAGGUGGGUCAUAUCCGGGCGGAGCGGGACAUCUUGGUUCAGGCAGACAGUCUGUGGGUGGUGAAAAUGUUCUACAGUUUUCAAGACAAACUGAACCUUUACUUGCUCAUGGAGUUCCUGCCCGGAGGAGACAUGAUGACGCUGCUGAUGAAGAAGGACACACUGACCGAGGAGGAGACGCAGUUUUACGUAGCUGAGACGGUUCUGGCCAUCGACUUUAUCCAUCAGCUGGGCUUCAUUCACCGAGACAUCAAACCAGAUAACCUGCUGCUGGACUCUAAGGGUCACGUCAAACUGUCUGAUUUCGGCUUGUGUACGGGACUCAAAAAGGCGCAUCGGACUGAGUUUUAUCGCAACCUGAACCACAGCCAAUCAAACGACCUCACGUUUCAGCACAUGAACUCCAAGAGGAAGGCCGAGACGUGGAAGAGAAACCGGAGGCAGCUGGCCUUCUCCACGGUGGGAACGCCGGACUACAUCGCGCCGGAGGUCUUUAUGCAGACCGGAUACAACAAGCUCUGCGAUUGGUGGAGUCUGGGCGUCAUCAUGUACGAGAUGCUGAUUGGCUACCCUCCGUUCUGCUCAGAAACUCCUCAGGAGACCUAUAAGAAGGUGAUGAGCUGGAAGGAGACGCUGGUGUUUCCUCCGGAGGUGCCGAUCUCGGAGCGAGCGAAGGCUCUGAUCCUGCGCUUCUGCUGCGAGGCCGAGCAUCGCAUCGGAGCCGCCGGCGUCGACGAGAUCAAGAGGAACGGCUUCUUCGAGGGCGUCGAUUACGAUCACAUCAGAGAGAGACCUGCCGCGAUCCCCAUCGAGAUCAAGAGCAUCGACGACACGUCCAACUUCGACGAGUUCCCCGAGUCCGACAUCCUGCAGCCCACGAGUCCGGCGGUGGCCAGCAACCAUCACCCAGAGUCAGACUACAAGAACAAGGACUGGGUCUUCAUCAACUACACCUACAAGCGCUUCGAGGGCCUGACGGCCAGAGGAGCCAUCCCCGCCUACAUGAAGAGCGGCAAGCGAUGAAGCCUGAGCCAUUCUCAAACGCUUAGCGUGGCUUAAUGCAUUCAAACUGUGUUUUUAACCUUCAAAAAUCUAAACCUUCUAUUUUCCAUCUUAUUGAGACUCAAAUAAUACAAUUUCAUGAUUUUAUUUUUUCAAAACUUGACUCUUAUAUUUGUAUCCUACUGGUUAACUCGCACCUUUGGGGUAUAAAUUCACUGAAAACAGAAACUUGUUUAUCAAUGCUUGUUACAACAUGGACGUAACGUGGAGUACAGACCUUUUUAAAAGAAGACACACAGCAGAUUAUUGCUGAAGUGAAAGCAUCUCGUAUAAAAAAGUUAUAAAAGUUUACAGUAAAGAUAAUGUAGUAAACUAAUUGUUUUAUAUUUUAUAAAACAUGUUGCACUCUAAAAUUGCUAUGAAAUCAAAGCCAUUUAUCUAAACAAGUUGUGUUCCAAAUUUGAAGUUGAUAUCUCUAAAAUUGCGGUUCCUGUGAGAUUUUGUUUGGGUGCUAUACCAAAAAUAACCACUGGGUUAGACCCAAACUCUAUUGAGUUUUCUGUCACAAAUUAAUCAUUUUCUAUCACUUCUAUAACAAAACAGUCACCAAAUAUGGAACCUUGACUGUCAGACCUUUCCAACGAUAUGUGUUUUGUCAAGAUUACAAAAAGAUUUUCCUUACACACACUUGAACCUAAAAUAAUCAUGCAUAAAAUUCGAAAAGUACGUGAGCAUUUGAGUGUGCGGUAAAAACUAGAGUAGAGCGCCAUCUACUGUUAAAAUUUAAACUCAGAAUCGCGAUUUAUCAUCGCAGCCCUAAUAUAAUGUACAGACAAGCAGAUAUAAGCCACAAUACGAACGCAACACGUUUAAUUACGCGUUUAGCGUUUUCCUUCAUUUACAUUUACAUUUAUGCAUUUAGCAGACGCUUUUAUCCAAAGUGACUUACAUUGCAUUCAAGUUACAGUUUUUUUUUUUACAUUUUAUCAGCUCUUGCUUUCCCUGGGAAUCGAACCCAUGAUCUUGGCGUUGCUAGUGCCAUGCUCUACUAUUUGAGCUACAGGAAAGCCUUUAUAAGGAAAACGUUUAACGUUGCUUAAUGCGUUAAGACAGUGUUUUUAAAUGACCAAACUCAAUAAACAUUAUUAAUAAAUCAUACUAUGUACAGACGAACUUGAGUUUGGUCUUUUAAAACACUGUUUUAAAGCAUUAAGCCACGUUAAGCGUUUUCGUCCAAUAGAAAAACGUUUAGGAAACGCUUAACGCAUAAUUAAGCGAUAUUAUGGCUAAUAUCUGCUUGUCUGUACAUAGUAUGAUUUAUUAAGUGUUUGGUCAUUUAAAAAACACUGUUUUAAUGCAUUAAGCUGUAAAGUUAUGGGAAAUAUAAUAAUUAAUGCGGAAUUAAACGCGUUGCGUUUUUAUUUUGAACUCAUCUGCUUGUUUGUACAUGGUAUACUUUAUUAAUAAUGUGUUUGAGUUUGGUCUAUUAAAAACACUGUUUUAAUGCAUUAAGCCACGUUAAGCGUUUUUCUCGUUAAGCUUUUAAGAAUUUCCCAUUCAGAGCUGCGCACAGACCAAAACACUAGCGAACAAAUCAUCAAUCGACACUUCGCUUCGUUUUCACUUUAUAUUCACACCUGAAGAUCAUCAAAGUCGAGUUUUUAUGCUGGAAAGCUUUUGUGGGUAAGUUUUAGCAGAUCUAAUACCAAAAAAAUGCUUGUUUUUCUAUAAACGCAUUACUUUUGUAACGUUAGCGCCUCCCUUACGAAAAUUAACCAUGGUUUUUUACUACAAAUAAAACCAAAAAAAACAUGAUUCCUAUAGUUAAACCAUAGUAACCACAAAUUAACCAUGGUCUUGCUACACUAACCAUAGUUUAACCAACUGCGGUUAUACAAAACAAAUAUGGUUACACUUUUACUAUAAUAAAACCAUGGUUAAUUUUUGUAAGGUUUAUGAAGUGCUGUGGAUGUUUGAAGCUUUAUAUAUAUAUAUAUGUAUAUAUAUAUAUAUAUAUAUAUAUAUACACAUACACAUAUAUACUCUACCAGUCAAAAGUUUUUAAUGUCUUUUAAAGAGUUCUCUUCUGCUCACCAA
Molecule: messenger RNA, 3809 nt
Organism: Onychostoma macrolepis
Lineage: Eukaryota; Metazoa; Chordata; Actinopteri; Cypriniformes; Cyprinidae
Gene: stk38b
Product: serine/threonine kinase 38b
Exons: 13
Coding region: 324-1733 (469 amino acids)
Biological process (GO): intracellular signal transduction; peptidyl-serine phosphorylation
Molecular function (GO): ATP binding; protein serine/threonine kinase activity
Source: RefSeq, a predicted model, not a curated record